CUGAAUUACAAAAAGCAUCGAAUGCAGGGAGUCUUCAUGAUUUUGUUAUGAUCACAAACAUGGCAAAACUUGAUUUGAUCAAGCCAAUUCCCAUCGCGCAGUCACGUUUACUAUAGUUUGGUGAGUUCCUGAUCAGCUGAUUCACUAGGAAGAACCCAAACACGCAUAACAAUCCCUUCCGGAAUAAUGCCCAGGGACGUACAAUAAAUCCCAACAUUUGUGUAAAACGCAUAGUACAGCACUCAGAGGACCUAUUAGAAUUGCAGCUACCGGGCUCUGACACGGUGCUGGAGGUGUUCAGUGUGUUGCCGAGGACGAGGUGGAGAGGGUGAUGGCCAAGAAGCUGAAGAGAGCCAAGAAGAAGGCCAGGAUGCAGAGGAGGAGGACACCCCAGAGCCUGUGGUGGAGAGGAAACUGGCAAAUGAGAUUAUGGGUGGACUGCCUGCUGUGUGCGGGUGGGGAGUUGAAGGUAGCCAUGCUGCUCCAGAACAACACAGUGGAGACUUACAGCCUCAAGACGACUGACAAGAACCCCACGGGCACUAAGACCUCCAGGAUCACCAUGGGGGACCAGGGUGCCCACACAUUGGCCUUCAGCUCAGACAACAUUGCUGUCCUUUCCGCCUCCGGGGACACUGUCAAAGUCUGGAACAGGUCUACCCUGCAGGUAAUUCGCACCAUGGCGUGUGAGUACGCCCUCUGCUCCCUGUUCGUCCCUGGAGACAUGCAGAUCAUCCUAGGAACCAAGAGUGGUAAGAUUCAGAUCUUUUACUUGGCAUCAGGAACCCUCCUGGAGACUGUCGAUGCCCAUAACGGAGCUCUGUGGUCCCUCUGUCUGUCUCCUGAUCAGAGGGGGAUAGUGACGGCGGAGUUUCAGCUGAUUAAGGAUGGAGAGGCUGCACAGAAGAGGCUGACGGUGAAACACAUGUGUACACUGCAGCUGGAUGAGGAUGUGUUGUCUGUGAAAUAUUCUCCUGACCAGAGAUUGUUGGCUGUCUCCCUGCUGGACUGUACCGUCAAGGUUUUCUACACUGACACACUCAAGUUCUUCUCUCUGUAUGGACACAAGCUCCCUGUGCUCUGCCUGGACAUCUCUCAUGACAGUGCCAUGAUAGCAACCGGUUCUGCAGACAGAAACGUCAAGAUCUAGUUUGGGAACUGUCACCGAUCUAUGUUUGCCCACGAUGACAGCGUCAUGUACCUUCAGUUUGUUCCCAACCAUCUGUUCUUCACAGCGGGGAAGGAAAAGAAGAUAAAACAAUGGGAUGCAGUCAAGUUUGAGCACAUCCAGACUCCAGAGGUGACAUUCACUCCCAUGCUGUUACAUUUCCCAUAUGGAGAUGAGGCCGACAGUCAUGACAGCUGUGAGUCUCCAUGUCAAGUAACUAGACUGCAGAGAUGGAGAGGUUGCGUGUGCGUGUGCGUGUGUGUGUGUGUGUGUCUUCAGGCUGAGCUUGUCAUGGAGGCUCUGGAGCUGUACAGCUCAGAGAAAAGGAAAAUGGAGGAGCAUCCCUGCCAGUCAGCCAGCAAACAGUUGCCUCCACCUAAAGUCAAUCUUAUCCUUGCGGCCUUUGGAAACUUGUCUCCGUCUUGCUAUGUCAUUGACGUGAUGAAGAAGGCCCAUUCCAGUGAGCUGGAGGUGUCUCUGCUGGUCCUGCCGUUCCCCUACGUCCCAGACCUGCUGUCUCUCUUCAACCGCUAUGUCCAGGAUGGCCUGGAGGUCGAGCUAGUGUGCCACUUCUUUCUGCUCAGGGUCCACUUUGGCCAGAUCUCCAGUAACCGGAUGCUGCCAACCGUCAUAGACGAGCUAAGAAGCAACACCAUCUCUAAAGUCUGAGAGUUCAGGUGCUGGUUGCCAGUUUCUCCAGAGGGAGGUCGAGAGCAAAGAGGACAUCAUGUUCUUUGCCGAUGCCGCCUCGAUGAGAAGCGAGGGAGAGAAGAGAGCUAUACUCACCAUCGCCUGAAUCACUCUCUCUCUCUCUAGAGGCUGGUGGGAGGACCUAUAGGAGGACGGGCUCAUUGUAAUUGCUGGAAUGGAAUUAAUGGAACAGAGUCAAACAUGUCAUUUCCAUAUGUUUGUUUGAUACCAUUCCAUUCCAACCAUGACAAUGAGCCCGUCCUUCUAUAGCUCCUCGCACCAGCUUCUUUAGAUAUCUACCCCAAAUCAUGACUAGUAGGCUACUGCAGGCAAGGCCUUUAGCAGAGAUUUACACUGUUAGUUUUAUAUUUCAACUGUUAUAGGAUCCUGAUAGAGCAUAACACUGUUGUUCAAUGACAUGCUUCAUUUCCCAAAUAAACUGUGUCUGAGUUACUCA
This is a messenger RNA of Salmo salar (Atlantic salmon), 2315 nucleotides long. The record is from RefSeq and is a predicted model, not a curated record. NCBI's taxonomy places the organism in Eukaryota, Metazoa, Chordata, Actinopteri, Salmoniformes, Salmonidae.